AUGGACCACUCCUUCAGCGGUGCCCCCCGCUUCCUGACGCGGCCCAAGGCUUUCGUGGUGUCCGUGGGCAAGGAUGCCACGCUGAGCUGUCAGAUAGUGGGCAACCCCCGGCCUCACGUGAGCUGGGAGAAGGACAAGGAGCCCGUGGAGGCCGGAGCGCGCUUCCGCCUGGCCCAGGACGGAGACAUGUACCGCCUCACCAUCCUGGACCUGGCGCUGGGCGACAGCGGGCAGUACGUGUGCCGAGCGCGGAACGCCAUCGGCGAGGCCUUCGCGGCCGUGGGCCUGCGGGUGGACGCGGACGCCACGCUCGCGGAGCAGGCGCCCCACUUUCUGCUGCGGCCCACCUCCAUCCGCGUGCGCGAGGGCGCCGACGCCACCUUCCGCUGCCGCGUGCGUGGCUCUCCGCCGCCAGCAGUGAGCUGGUCCAAAGACGGGCGGCGCCUCGGGGCACCGGACGCGCCCCGCGUGCGCGUGGAGGAGCACGGCGAGGCGAGCGCGCUUCGCAUCCGGGCGGCGCGGCCGCGCGACGGGGGCACCUACGAGGUGCGCGCCGAGAACCCGCUGGGCACGGCGAGCGCCGCCGCCGCGCUCGUGGUGGACUCGGACUCCUCCUCCUCCUCGGCCGAGGCUGCCGGGCCGCCCGGGGCCUCCACGGCCGCGCUCCUGGCGCACCUGCAGCAGCGGCGCGAGGCCAUGCGCGCCGAGGGCAUCCCCGCCUCGCCACCCGGGGCCGCCACGCGCACCUGCACCGUGACCGAGGGCAAGCACGCGCGCCUCAGCUGCUAUGUGACCGGAGAGCCCAAGCCAGAGACCGUGUGGAAGAAGGACGGGCAGCUGGUGACCGAGGGCCGGCGACACGUGGUGUACGAGGACGAGCAGGAGAACUUCGUCCUCAAGAUCCUGUUCUGCAAGCAGUCGGACCGCGGCCUCUACACGUGCACGGCCUCCAACCUCGUGGGCCAGACGUACAGCUCCGUGCUGGUGGUCGUGCGAGAGCCCGCGGUGCCCUUCAAGAAGAGGCUGCAGGACCUCGAGGUCCGGGAGAAGGAGUCGGCCACGUUCCAGUGCGAGGUGGCGCAGGCGGCCACCGAGGCCGCGUGGUUCAAGGAGGAGACGCGGCUGUGGGCGAGCGCCAAGUAUGGCAUCGAGGAGGAGGGCACCGAGCGCCGGCUGACGGUGCGCGACGUCUCCGCCGACGACGACGCGGUGUACAUCUGCGAGACCUCGGAGGGGAGCCGAACCGUGGCAGAGCUGGCGGUCCAAGGGAACUUGACCAGAAAGCUGCCUCGGAAGACCGCGGUGCGGGCUGGGGACACAGCCAUCUUUUGGGUGGAGCUGGCUGUCCCUGAGGGUCCUGUCCGCUGGCUGCGGAACCAGGAGGAGAUGGUGGCUGGGGGCCGGGUAGCCAUCUCUGUAGAAGGCACGUGCCACACUCUGACCAUCUUCCAGUGCACCUUGGAGGAUGUGGGUGAGGUGGCCUUUGUGGCUGGUGGCUGCCGGACAACCACUCAGUUCUGCGUGUCAGCCCCCAGGAGACCACCCUUGUACCCCCCUGCUGACCCUGUGGUAAAGGCCAGGACAGAGAAUUCUGUGACCCUCAGCUGGUCCCCACCACCCCACGGGGACCACCCCGUUACCAUUGAUGGUUACGUAGUAGAGAAAAGGCGCCUUGGUGCUUAUGCCUGGAGCCGGUGCCACGAGGCUGAAUGGGUGGCUACGCAGGAGUAUACUGUCGCUGGUGUGACUGAAGAGGGAGACUUCCAGUUCCGGGUGUCAGCCAUCAACCGCUUUGGCCAGAGUCCCUACUUUGAAUUCCCAGGGACCAUCCACUUGGUCCCCCAGCUGGCUGUGAAGACACCUCUGAAGGCAGUGGAGGCCAUAGAGGGUGGCGAGGUCACCUUCUCCGUGGAUCUCACAGUGGCCUCUUCGGGCCAGUGGUUCCUGGAUGGAGAGGCCUUGAAGGCCAGCAGAGUGUAUGUGAUCCAUCAUGACCGCACCCGGCACACGCUCACUAUCCGAGAAGUGCCUGCCAGCUUGCAUGGGGCACAACUGAAGUUCGUGGCUGAUGGAAUUGAAAGCAGUAUCCGGAUGGAGGUGCGAGGGCGGACUACCAACAAGCCACCAGCUGUGGCUGCACGGGAGGUGCGAGCCCGGCUGCACGAGGAGGCGCAGCUGCUGGCAGAGCUGUCAGACCAGGCUGCGGCUGUGACAUGGCUGAAGGAUGGUCGAGAGCUGCCACCAGGCCCCAAGUACGAGGUGCAGACGUCAGCUGGGCAGCGGGCACUGCUGGUGCAUGAUGUGGUACAGGACGAUGCUGGUCUUUAUGAGUGCAUCAGUCGUGGGCGUCGCAUUGCCUACCAGUUGUUGGUGCAAGAACCCAACGUGGUGUUUGCCAAGGGGCAGCCAGCACGCAGUGAGGUGAAGGCAGAGGCUGGGGCCAGCGCCAUGCUGAGCUGUGAGGUGGCCCAGGCCCAGACGGAGGUGACGUGGUUCAAGGAUGGGAAGAAGCUGAGUUCGAGCUCGAAGGUGCGCGUGGAGGCCUCGGGGUGCACGCGGCGGCUGGUGGUGCAGCAGGCGGGCAAAGUGGACGCCGGGGAGUACAGCUGCGAGGCCGCAGGCCAGAAGGUCGCCUUCCAUCUUGACAUUGAUGAGUCCAAGAUGGUGUUUGCCAAGGGGCAGCCAGCACGCAGCGAGGUGAAGGCAGAGGCUGGGGCCAGCGCCACGCUGAGCUGCGAGGUGGCCCAGGCCCAGACAGAGGUGACGUGGUUGAAGGACGGGAAGAAGCUGAGCUCGAGCUCGAAGGUGUGCGUGGAGGCCUCGGGGUGCACGCGGCGGCUGGUGGUGCAGCAGGCGGGCAAGGCGGACGCCGGGGAGUACAGCUGCGAGGCCGCGGGCCAGAAGGUCGCCUUCCGCCUGACCAUCCCAGAGCCCAAGGAGGUGUUUGCCAAGGGGCAGCCAGCACGCAAUGAGGUGAAGGCAGAGGCUGGGGCCAGCGCCACGCUGAGCUGCGAGGUGGCCCAGGCCCAGACGGAGGUGACGUGGUUCAAGGACGGGAAGAAGCUGAGCUCGAGCUCGAAGGUGCGCGUGGAGGCCUCGGGGUGCACGCGGCGGCUGGUGGUGCAGCAGGCGGGCAAGGCGGACGCCGGGGAGUACAGCUGCGAGGCCGCGGGCCAGAAGGUCGCCUUCCGCCUGGAUGUGCUAGAGCCCAAGGUGGUGUUUGCCAAGGAGCAGCCAGCAUGCAGCGAGGUGAAGGCAGAGGCUGGGGCCAGCGCCACGCUGAGCUGCGAGGUGGCCCAGGCCCAGACGGAGGUGACGUGGUUCAAGGACGGGAAGAAGCUGAGCUCGAGCUCGAAGGUGCGCGUGGAGGCCUCGGGGUGCACGCGGCGGCUGGUGGUGCAGCAGGCGGGCAAGGAGGACGCCGGGGAGUACAGCUGCGAGGCCGCGGGCCAGAAGGUCUCCUUCCGCCUGGAUGUUACAGAGCCCAAGAUGGUGUUUGCCAAGGAGCAGCCAGCAUGCAGCGAGGUGAAGGCAGAGGCUGGGGCCAGCGCCACGCUGAGCUGUGAGGUGGCCCAGGCCCAGACGGAGGUGACGUGGUUCAAGGACGGGAAGAAGCUGAGCUCGAGCUCGAAGGUGCGCGUGGAGGCCUCGGGGUGCACGCGGCGGCUGGUGGUGCAGCAGGCGGGCAAGGCGGACGCCGGGGAGUACAACUGCGAGGCCGUGGGCCAGAAGGUUGCCUUCCGCCUGGAUGUCACAGAGCCCAAGGUGGUGUUUGCCAAGGAGCAGCCAGCACGCAGCGAGGUGAAGGCAGAGGCUGGGGCCAGCGCCACGCUGAGCUGCGAGGUGGCCCAGGCCCAGACGGAGGUGACGUGGUUGAAGGACGGGAAGAAGCUGAGCUCGAGCUCGAAGGUGCGCGUGGAGGCCUCGGGGUGCACGCGGCGGCUGGUGGUGCAGCAGGCGGGCAAGGCGGACGCCGGGGAGUACAGCUGCGAGGCUGCGGGCCAGAAGGUCGCCUUCCGCCUGGAUGUCGCAGAGCCCAAGGUGGUGUUUGCCAAGGAGCAGCCAGCAUGCAGCGAGGUGAAGGCAGAGGCUGGGGCCAGCGCCACACUGAGCUGCGAGGUGGCCCAGGCCCAGACGGAGGUGACGUGGUUCAAGGACGGGAAGAAGCUGAGCUCGAGCUCGAAGGUGCGCGUGGAGGCCUCGGGGUGCACGCGGCGGCUGGUGGUGCAGCAGGCGGGCAAGGCGGACGCCGGGGAGUACAGCUGCGAGGCCGCAGGCCAGAAGGUCGCCUUCCGCCUGGAUGUGCCAGAGCCCAAGGUGGUGUUUGCCAAGGAGCAGCCAGCACGCAGUGAGGUGAAGGCAGAGGCUGGGGCCAGUGCCACACUGAGCUGCGAGGUGGCCCAGGCCCAGACGGAGGUGACGUGGUUCAAGGACGGGAAGAAGCUGAGCUCGAGCUCGAAGGUGCGCGUGGAGGCCUCGGGGUGCAUGCGGCGGCUGGUGGUGCAGCAGGCGGGCAAGGCGGACGCCGGGGAGUACAGCUGCGAGGCCGCUGGCCAGAAGGUCUCCUUCCGCCUGGAUGUUACAGAGCCCAAGUUGGUGUUUGCCAAGGAGCAGCCAGCACGCAGCGAGGUGAAGGCAGAGGCUGGGGCCAGCGCCACACUGAGCUGCGAGGUGGCCCAGGCCCAGACGGAGGUGACGUGGUUCAAGGACGGGAAGAAGCUGAGCUCGAGCUCGAAGGUGCGCGUGGAGGCCUCGGGGUGCACGCGGCGGCUGGUGGUGCAGCAGGCGGGCAAGGCGGACGCCGGGGAGUACAGCUGCGAGGCCGCGGGCCAGAAGGUCGCCUUCCGCCUGGAUGUCGCAGAGCCCAAGUUGGUGUUUGCCAAGGAGCAGCCAGCACGCAGCGAGGUGAAGGCAGAGGCUGGGGCCAGCGCCACGCUGAGCUGCGAGGUGGCCCAGGCCCAGACGGAGGUGACGUGGUUCAAGGACGGGAAGAAGCUGAGCUCGAGCUCGAAGGUGCGCGUGGAGGCCUCGGGGUGCACGCGGCGGCUGGUGGUGCAGCAGGCGGGCAAGGCGGACGCCGGGGAGUACAGCUGCGAGGCCGCGGGCCAGAAGGUCGCCUUCCGCCUCAACAUUCCAGAGCCCAAGGUGGUGUUUGCCAAGGAGCAGCCAGCACGCAGCGAGGUGAAGGCAGAGGCUGGGGCCAGCGCCACGCUGAGCUGCGAGGUGGCCCAGGCCCAGACGGAGGUGACGUGGUUCAAGGACGGGAAGAAGCUGAGCUCGAGCUCGAAGGUGCGCGUGGAGGCCUCGGGGUGCACGCGGCGGCUGGUGGUGCAGCAGGCGGGCAAGGCGGACGCCGGGGAGUACAGCUGCGAGGCCGUGGGCCAGAAGGUCGCCUUCCGCCUGGAUGUCGCAGAGCCCAAGGUGGUGUUUGCCAAGGAGCAGCCAGCACGCAGCGAGGUGAAGGCAGAGGCUGGGGCCAGCGCCACACUGAGCUGCGAGGUGGCCCAGGCCCAGACGGAGGUGACGUGGUUCAAGGACGGGAAGAAGCUGAGCUCGAGCUCGAAGGUGCGCGUGGAGGCCUCGGGGUGCACGCGGCGGCUGGUGGUGCAGCAGGCGGGCAAGGCGGACGCCGGGGAGUACAGCUGCGAGGCCGCGGGCCAGAAGGUCACCUUCCGCCUGGAUGUUGCAGAGCCCAAGGUGGUGUUUGCCAAGGAGCAGCCAGCACGCAGCGAGGUGAAGGCAGAGGCUGGGGCCAGCGCCACACUGAGCUGCGAGGUGGCCCAGGCCCAGACGGAGGUGACGUGGUUCAAGGACGGGAAGAAGCUGAGCUCGAGCUCGAAGGUGCGCGUGGAGGCCUCGGGGUGCACGCGGCGGCUGGUGGUGCAGCAGGCGGGCAAGGCGGACGCCGGGGAAUACAGCUGCGAGGCCGCGGGCCAGAAGGUCGCCUUCCGCCUGGAUGUGCCAGAGCCUGAGCCUGAGCCCCAAGUGCCAGAGAGGUCCAGCCGCAGGGAGCCUCUGGUGGUCAGGGAACAUGAGGACAUCAUCCUGACUGCCGUACUAGCCACUCCCUCUGCGGCUGCUGUGACUUGGCUCAAAGAUGGUGUGGAGAUUCGCCGGAGCAAGCGGCAUGAGAUGACCAGCGUGGAGAAGACACACACCCUGACAGUGCGAGGUGCCCAGGUACUGGACAGUGCCAUCUAUAGCUGCCACGUGGGCACAGAGGGGCAGGACUUCCCGGUGCAGGUGGAAGAAGUGGCUGCCAAGUUCUCUAAGCCCCUGGAACCUAUCACAGGGGAGCUUGGUGGUACCGUGAAGCUGGUCUGCGAGCUGAGCCCGGAGCAGGCAGAGGUGGUCUGGCGCUGCGGGCACACGCAACUGAGGGCGGGUAAGCGUUUCCAGAUGACAUCCAAGGGGCCUGUGCGCACCCUGACCAUGUCUGGCCUGCGAGAGGAGGACGCAGGAGAGUAUGUGUGUGAGAGCCGCAACGACCGCACCAGUGCACAGCUCACCGUCAAAGUGCCCCGAGUGGUCAAGUUUACAUCCGGGCUGAGCACUGUGGUUGCGGAGGAGGGCCGUGAGGCCACCUUCCAGUGUGUUGUCUCUCCCAGCGAUGCUGAAGUCACAUGGCACCGGGAUGGCACCCAGCUGCAGCCCAGUGAGAAGUUUCUCAUGGCAGAGAGUGGUGCCAGCCGCAGCCUGACCAUCGUGGACCUGGUGCUGGAAGACACUGGGCAGAUUACCGUGGAGGCCGAGGGCGCCUCAUCUUCUGCCGCCCUUCGGGUCCGAGAGGCGCCCGUGCUCUUCAAAAGGAAGCUGGAGCCGCAGACGGUGGAGGAGCGGAGCGCCGUGACGCUGGAGGUAGAGCUCACGCGGCCGUGGCCCGAAGUGAAGUGGACGCGAAACGCGGCGGCGCUGGCGCGGGGCGGGAACGUGGAGGUGCUCGCCGAGGGCGCGCGGCACCGCCUGCUGCUGCGCUGCGUGAGCUUCGCCGACCGCGGCUUCUACGGCUGCGAGACGCCCGACGACAAGACGCAGGCCAAGCUCAACGUGGAGAUGCGCCAGGUCCGGCUGGUUAGGGGCUUGCAGGCGGUGGAGGCCAAGGAACAGGGCACUGCCUCCAUGGACGUGGAGUUGUCUCAUGCUGAUGUGGAGGGUAGCUGGACUCGAGAUGGCCUGCGGCUCCAGCCCGGGCCCACGUGCCGCCUGGCUGUGCAAGGCCCUAUCCACAUCCUCACGCUCACAGAGCUGCGGCCACAGGACAGCGGGCUGGUGGCCUUCAGGGCUGAGGGUGUGCACACAUCUGCACGGCUCCUGGUCACUGAGCUGCCUGUGCGCUUCAGUCGACCUCUGCAGGAUGUGGUGGCCACCCAGAAAGAGAAGGUGACCUUGGAAUGUGAGCUCUCGCGUCCUGUGGAUGUGCGCUGGCUGAAGGAUGGUAUGGAGCUGCGGGCAGGCAAGGCCAUGGGUAUAGUGGCCCAGAACACCUGCAGGAGUCUCAUCAUUUACCGGUGUGAGCUUGGGGACCAGGGCAUCUAUGUGUGUGAUGCCUCAGACGCUCAGACUUCCGCCUCCCUGAAGGUGCAAGGAAGGACACACACCCUCAUCUUCCGGAGGGUACUGGCAGAAGAUGCAGGGGAAAUCAAAUUUGUAGCUGAAAAUGCAGAAUCGCGAGCCCACCUCCGAGUGAAAGAACUGCCUGUGACCCUCCUGCGCCCACUACGGGACAAGAUUGCCAUGGAGAAGCACCGUGGGGUACUCGAGUGCCAGGUGUCCCGGGCCAGUGCCCAGGUGCGGUGGUUCAAGGGUGGCAUAGAGCUGCAGCCAGGGCCCAAGUAUGAGGUGGUCAGUGACGGCCUUUACCGAAAGCUGGUCAUCAACGAUGUGCGGCCUGAGGAUGAGGACACCUACACUUGUGAUGCGGGAGAUGUCAAGACCAGCGCCCAGUUCUUUGUGGAAGAACAGUCCAUCACCAUCGUACGGGGCCUGCAGGACGUGACCGUGAUGGAACCUGCCCCUGCCUGGUUCGAGUGUGAGACCUCCAUCCCCUCCGUGAGGCCACCCAAGUGGCUGCUGGGUAAGACUGUGCUGCAGGCGGGGGCAAAUGUGGUGUUGGAGCAAGAUGGCACCGUGCACCGGCUGACGCUGCAGAAGACCUGCUCCACCAUGACCGGCCCGGUGCACUUCACCAUUGGAAAGUCCCGCUCCUCCGCCCACCUGGUUGUCUCAGACAUCCCAGUGGCCCUGACACGGCCGCUGGAGCCCAAGUCAGGGCGCGAGUUGCAGUCGGUGAUCCUGUCCUGUGACUUCAAGCCAGCCCCCAAGGCUGUGCAGUGGUAUAAGGAUGACACUCCUUUGGCUCCGUCAAACAAGUUCAAGAUGACGCUAGAAGGCCACAUGGCAGAGCUGCGCAUCCUUCGGCUCACUCCAGCCGAUGCUGGGAUCUACCGGUGCCAGGCAGGCAAUGCCCAGAGCAGCGCCGAGGUUACCGUGGAAGCUCGAGAUGUGACUGUGACGCAGCCACUGCAGGAUGUGGAAGCCGUGGAGGAGGGCCGUGUCUGCUUCUCGUGCGAGCUGUCCCACCAGGACGAGGACAUCGAGUGGUCACUCAAUGGGACACCCCUGUACAAUGACAGUUUCCAUGAGAUCAGCCACGAGGGCUGUCGACACACUCUAGUGCUGAAGAGUGUCCGGCAGGCAGACGCGGGCACUGUGGCAGCCACCUCCCCCAAGGUGUCCACCUCUGCCCGCCUGGCAGUCAGAGCAAAGCCGGUGGUGUUCCUGAAAGUGCUGGAUGAUGUCGCCGCCGAGGAGCGUGGCACGCUGUCUCUGCAGUGCGAGGUCUCAGACCCUAAGGCCCGUGUGGUUUGGCGCAAAGACGGCGUGGAACUGGGUCCCAGUGACAAGUAUGACUUCCUACACACGACAAGCACACGGGGGCUUGUGGUGCACGACCUGAGCCACGGAGAUGCUGGCCUGUACACCUGCCACGUGGGCAGCCAGGAGACCCGGGCCCAGGUCAGCGUGCACGAUCUGCACGUAGGCAUCACCAAGAGGCUGAAGACAGUGGAGGUGCUGGAAGGAGAGAGCUGCAGUUUUGAGUGCAUUCUGUCUCAUGAGAGUGCAGAUGAGCCAGCUGUAUGGACAGUCAAUGGGAAGACAGUGGGUGCCUCCGGCCGCUUCCGGGCCACACGCCAGGGUCGCAAAUACACCCUGACGGUCCAAGACGCGGUGCUCAGUGAUGCCGGGGAGGUGGUCUUCUCUGUGCAGGGCCUCACCUCCAAGGCCUCACUCAUCAUCAAAGAGAAGCCAGUGGACAUCACAAAGCCACUAGAGGACCGGCGGGCCACCCUAGGAGAGGAAGUGGUGCUGAGCUGCGAGCUGUCGAGAGCAGGCACCCCCGUGCGCUGGCUGAAAGACGGGAAGGUUAUCCGUAAGGGUCCAAAGUACGAUGUGCUCAGCGAAGGCACCCGGGCUGUGCUGGUUGUCCGCAGGGCCUCGCUGAAGGAUUCUGGAGAGUACUCAUGUGAGACGGAGGCUUCCAGGAGCUCAGCCAACCUCCGUGUGGAAGAAAAGGCAAACCGGUUCACAGAGGAGCUGACUGACCUUCAGGCAGAGGAGAAGGGCACUGCUGUGUUCACGUGCAAGACAGAGCACCUAGCCUCUACUGUGACCUGGCGAAAGGGCCUGCUGGAGCUGCGGGCCUCGAGGAAGUAUGCCCCCAGCCAGGAGGGCAUGACUCUGAGGCUCACCAUCAAUGCCCUGGAGAGGACAGACAGUGACACCUAUACCUGUGACAUUGGCCAGGCUCAGUCGCAGGCCCGGCUCCUAGUGCACGGCCAGAAGGUUCGCAUCACCAAGGACCUGGAAGAUGUCAGCGUUCAGGAGGGCUCUUCUGCCACGUUCUGCUGCCGCAUCUCCCCUGUCGACUAUGGGCCUGUGCACUGGUUCCUGGAUAAGACCCCCCUGCACACCAAUGAGCUCAACGAGAUCACUGUCCAGCCUGAUGGCUACCAUGUGCUCACUUUGCGGCAGCUGGCACUCAAGGACUCGGGCACCAUCUACUUCGAGGCGGGUGACCAGCGGACCUCAGCUGCCUUGAGGGUCACUGAGAAGCCAAGCGUCUUCUCUCGGCCGCUCACGGAUGUCACAGUCACAGAAGGCGAGGACCUGACCCUUGCGUGUGAGACUACCACUCCGGACAGCCCUGUGCGCUGGACGAAAGAUGGGAAAACACUGAGGGCAUCUGCAAGGUGCCAGCUGAGCUACGAGGGCUGCCGGGCCCAACUGGUCAUCACUGGUGCCACCCUACAGGACGGCGGGCGAUACAAGUGUGAGGCUGGCGGGGCCACCAGCAGCUCCAUUGUCAGGAUCCAUGCUCAGCCAGUGCGGUUCCGGGAGGCCCUGAAGGACAUGGAGGUGCUGGAGGGCGGGGCUGCCACCCUGCGCUGUGCGCUGUCGUCAGUGGCCGCGCCGGUGGAGUGGCGCCAUGGCGACGAUGUCCUAAGGUCCAGCAGCAAGUACGGCUUGCGCCAAGAGGGUGCCAUACUUGAGCUGGUUGUCCGAGACCUGCAGCCCCGGGACAGUGGGCGGUACUCAUGCUCUUUUGGGGACCAGACCACCACGGCCACGCUCACGGUGAAGGCCCUGUCGGCCCAGUUCAUAGGGAAACUGAGAAACAAGGAGGCCACAGAAGGGGCCACAGCCACACUACGGUGUGAACUGACCAAAGCGGCCCCCGUGGAGUGGAGGAAGGGAGCCGAGACCCUGAAAAACGGAGACAAAUACAGCCUGAGGCAGGACGGGGCCGUGUGUGAGCUGCAGAUCCGUGGCCUGGCCGUGGCCGACGCCGGGGAGUACUCGUGUGUGUGCGGAGAGGAAAAGACCAUGGCCACGCUGACCGUAAAGGCUCUGCCUGCUCACUUCAUUGGAAGGUUGAGAAGCAAGGAGGCCCCAGAGGGGGACACGGCGACGCUGCGCUGCGAGCUGAGCAGGGCGGCCCCCGUGGAGUGGAGGAAAGGGACAGAGACCCUGAGAAACGGAGACAGACACAGCCUGAGGCAGGACGGGGCCGUGUGUGAGCUGCAGAUCCGUGGCCUGGCCGUGGCCGACGCCGGGGAGUACUCGUGCGUGUGCGGAGAGGAAAAGACCAUGGCCACGCUGACCGUGAAGGCCCUACCUGCUAGAUUCACAGCAGGUCUGAAGAACGAAGAAGCCCUGGAAGGUGCCACGGCUACCCUGCGCUGUGAGCUGAGCAAGGCAGCCCCCGUGGAGUGGAGGAAGGGAGCCCAGGCCCUGAGAGCCGGGGACAAAUACCACUUGAGGCAGGACGGGGCCAUGUGUGAGCUGCAAGUCCAGAGCCUGGUCGUGGCCGACGCCGGGGAGUACUCCUGCAUGUGCGGGCAGGAGAAGACUUUAGCUACACUGACCGUCAGGGCCUUGCCUUCCAGAUUUAUAGAAGACCUGGGAACUCUAGAAGGGGCCACGGCUCUGUUACAGUGUGAGCCGAGCCAAGCGGAAUGGAAGAAGGGGGCCGAGACCCCCAGUGAUGGGAAUGAACGCAGCCUGAGGCAGGAUGGGGCCCUGUGUGCGCUGCUGGUCUGUGACCUUGCCGUAGCAGAUGCUGGGGAGUACGCAGCCCUGCCCACCAAGUUCACGGAGGGUCUGAGGAGUGAGGAGGCCACAGAAGGGGCCACCGCCACCCUGCGGUGUGAGCUGAGCAAAGAGGCCCCUGUGGAGUGGAGAAAAGGAACAGAGAUCCUCAGAGAUGGGAACAGAUACAAGCUGAGGCAGGAUGCGGCCGUGUGUGAGCUGCAGAUCUGUGGCCUGACCACUGGCGAUGCUGGAGAAUACUCAUGCGUGUGUGGGCAGGAGAAGACUUCGGCCACAUUGACUGUCAGGGCCCUCCCUGCCAGGUUUGUAGAAGACGUGAUGAGUCAGGAGGCCCUGGAAGGGGCCACAGCCACGCUGCGAUGUGAGCUGAGCAAGGCGGCCCCUGUGGAGUGGAGGAAGGGAACAGAGAUCCUGAGAGAUGGGGACAGAUACAGCCUGAGGCAGGACGGGACCGUGUGUGAGCUGCAGAUCUGUGCCCUGGCCAUGGCAGACGCCGGGGAGUACUCGUGCGUGUGUGGGCAGGAGAGGACCUUGGCCACGCUGACUGUGGAUGCCCAGCCCACGCGGUUCACAGAAGAACUGAAGCCCCUGGAAGCUGUGGAAGGGGCCACGGCCACUCUUCAGUUUCAGCUGAGCAAGGAAGCCCCUGUGGAGUGGAAGAGGGGCUCAGAGACCCUCAGAGAUGGAGCCAGAUACAAGCUGCAGCAGGAGGGGGUCACGUGUGCGCUGCACAUCUGCAGCGCAGCCGUGUCGGAUGCGGGAGAGUAUGCGUGUGUGUGCGGCGAAGAGAAGACCGUGGCCACGCUGGCUGUCAAGGCCCUGCCGGCCAAAUUCACUGAAGAUCUGAGGAGUAAAGAGGCCACAGAAGGGGCCACCGCCACCCUGCGGUGUGAGCUGAGCAAAGAGGCCCCUGUGGAGUGGAGAAAAGGAACAGAGAUCCUCAGAGAUGGGAACAGAUACAAGCUGAGGCAGGAUGCGGCCGUGUGUGAGCUGCAGAUCUGUGGCCUGACCACUGGCGAUGCUGGAGAAUACUCAUGCGUGUGUGGGCAGGAGAAGACUUCGGCCACAUUGACUGUCAGGGCCCUCCCUGCCAGGUUUGUAGAAGACGUGAUGAGUCAGGAGGCCCUGGAAGGGGCCACAGCCACGCUGCGAUGUGAGCUGAGCAAGGCGGCCCCUGUGGAGUGGAGGAAGGGAACAGAGAUCCUGAGAGAUGGGGACAGAUACAGCCUGAGGCAGGACGGGACCGUGUGUGAGCUGCAGAUCUGUGCCCUGGCCAUGGCAGACGCCGGGGAGUACUCGUGCAUGUGUGGGCAGGAGAGGACCUUGGCCACGCUGACAGUUAAGGCCCCACAAGUGGUGUUCCGGCAGCUGCUGCACAAUCUGCAGGCAGAGGAGGGUUCCACCACCUGCCUGCGGUGUGAGCUGUCCACACCCGAUGCUGCCGUCGUCUGGAGUAAGAGUGGCCUGGAGCUGCAGGCUGACGAACGCCGGGAACUACAGCGGAGGGGAUGCGUGGCGGAGCUGGUGCUGCGGGAUGUGCGCCGUGAGGAUGCGGGAGAAUACAGCUGCACCUGUGGCUCCCAGGCCACGAGUGCCACGCUUAUGGUCACACCUGCUCCUGUGAAGUUCCUCCAGGAGCUGCAGGCCCAGGAAGUGGACGAGGGGGGCACUGCCCACCUGCACUGCCAGCUGAGCCAGGCGGGCCUGAGUGUGGAGUGGCGCAAGGGCUCCCUGCAGCUUUUCCCUUGCACCAAGUACCAGAUGGUGCAGGAGGGCCUGGUUGCAAAGCUGCUGGUGCGUGGGGCGGAGCAGGAGGAUGCCGGCGACUACACCUGUGACGCAGGCCACGUGCAGAGCACAGCCAGGCUGUCAGUCCGUGCUCCCAAGCCCAAGUUCAAAACUGGGCUGCAGAGCACGGAGCAGGAGGCAGGUGGCGUGGCCCGACUAUGUUGCCAACUGAGUGAAGCUGAGCCAGGAGCCCUGGUGCAGUGGCUCAAGGAGGGUGUGCAGCUGCAUGUCAGCCCCAAGUAUGAGAUUCGUUGCCAAGGGACCACAUGUGAGCUGCUGAUCCACGGGCUGGAGGCCAAGGACACUGGCGAGUACGCCUGUGUAGUAGGAGGCCAAAAAACCUUGGCAUCUCUCAGAGUCAAAGAGCCUGAGGUGACCAUUGUGCGGGGACUGGUUGACGUUGAUGUGCAGGCUGAUGAAGAUGUGGAGUUCAGCUGCGAGGUGUCACGGGCGGGGGCCGCAGAUGUGCAGUGGCGCCUCCAGGGCUUGCCACUGCAGAGCAACGAGGUGACCGAGGUGGCUGUCCUUCCGGAUGGCCGCACUCACACACUCCAGCUGAAGGGUGUGACAUUGGAGGACACUGGAACCGUCUCCUUCCACGUGGGCAGCCACUCGUCUUCUGCUCAGCUUACAGUCCGAGUUCCCGAGGUGACCAUCCUGGAGCCCCUGCAGGACGUGCAGCUCAGUGAGGGCCAGGAUGCCCACUUCCAGUGCCGCCUGUCCAGGGCCUCAGGCCAGGAGGCCCGCUGGGCGUUGGGAGGGGUGCCCUUGCAGGCCAACGAGAUGAAUGACAUUACCGUGAAGCAGGGCACGCUUCACUUGCUCACGCUGCACAAGGUAACCCUUGAGGAUGCUGGAACCAUCAGUCUCCAAGUGGGUUCAUGCUCCUCAGAAGCCCAGCUGAAGGUCACAGCCAAGAACACAGUGGUUCGUGGCCUGGAGAAUGUGGAUGCCCUCGAGGGUGGCGAGGCUUUGUUUGAGUGCCAGCUGUCCCGGCCAGAGGUGGCCGCCCACACCUGGCUGCUGGAUGAUGAGCCAGUGCACACCUCGGAAAACGUGGAGAUGGUCUACUUCGAGAAUGGACUGCGGCAUCUGCUGCUGCUAAAAAACCUGCGGCCACAGGACAGCUGCCGGGUGACCUUCCUAGCCGGAGACGUGGUCACAUCUGCGUUUCUCACUGUCAGAGGUCUCCCUGACCCCCCAGAGGACGCUGAAGUGGUGGGUCGUAGCGGCCGCUCUGUGACCUUGUCCUGGGUGGCUCCCACGAGCGAUGGUGGCGGCGGUCUGUGUGGCUACCAGGUGGAAAUGAAGGAGAGCUCCACGGGCCAGUGGCGGUUGUGCCAUGAGCUGGUGCCCGGGCCGGAGUGUGUGGUGGAUGGCCUGGUCCCCGGGGAGACUUACCGCUUCCGAGUGGCAGCUGUGGGCCCAGCGGGUGCCGGUGAACCCGUGCACCUGCCCCAGAUGGUCAGGCUGGGUGAGUCACCUGCGCCUUCCCCAGCCGCAGCUGCAGCUGCAGCCAUUGUCCCCGAACGACGGCAGGCGGUGACCGGUGAGGAUGUGUGUCUGGAGUUCGAGGUGGCGGCUGAGGCUGGCGAGGUCAUCUGGCACAAAGGGACAGAACGCAUCCAGCCUGGUGGGCGCUUCGAGGUCCUCUCUCGGGGUCAGCGGCGGACACUGGUGAUCAAGGGCUUCAGGAGUGAAGACCAGGGCGAGUACCGCUGUGGACCAGCCCGGGGCCCACCCUUCGCUGGAGCUGCCACCUUCCAGGUGGUGCUGGCCUCUGGCACUGAGAACGAGGCCUCCACACAACCCAGUCUGCCCCCUGAGGCGGCCCAGGAGGGCGACCUGCAUCUGCUCUGGGAGGCCCUGGCCCGGAAGCGCCGCAUGAGCCGGGAGCCCACCCUGGACUCCAUCAGUGAGCUGCCUGAGGAAGACGGCCGCGUGCAGCGCCUGCGGCAGGAGGCGGAAGAGACAGCCCCUGACCUCUCCGAGGGCUACUCCACGGCCGAUGAGCUGGCACGUACGGGAGAAGCUGACCUGUCACACACCAGCUCUGAUGACGAGUCCCGGGCGGGCACCCCUUCCCUGAUUACCUACCUCAAGAAGAAGGCCGGGAAACCUGGGGUCUCACCCUUGACCAACAAGCCUGGUACCCCGCCAGUCCCCGCUGUAAAGCCACAGAAGCAGCCAGAGCAACCAGCCCCUGUGCGCCAGCCACCGGGAGACUUGAGCGCUGAGGACCUAGCUGACCCCUCCCUGGACAAGGCAGCCAUCAAGAUCCAGGCUGCCUUUAAGGGCUACAAGGUGCGAAAGGAAAUAAAGCAGCAGGAAGGGCCCGUGUUCUCUCGCACGUUUGGGGACACCGAGGCACAGGUGGGAGAUGCCCUGCGGUUGGAGUGUGUGGUGGCCAGCAAGGCAGAUGUACGGGCCUGCUGGCUGAAGGAUGGCGUGGAGCUGACCGAUGGGCGGCACUACCACAUUGACCAGCUCGGGGAUGGCACCUGUUCUCUGCUGGUCACCGGCCUGGGCCGUGCUGACACUGGACGCUACACCUGUCAGGUGAGCACCAAGUUUGGCCGCGUGAGCCACAGUGCCUGCGUGGUGGUCAGUGGGACAGAAAGUGAGGCUGAGAGCUCCUCGGGGGGCGAGCUGGACGACGCGUUCCGCCGGGCUGCCCGGCGCCUGCACCGGCUCUUCCGCACCAAGAGCCCGGCAGAACUUUCAGAGGAGGAGCUCUUCCUCAGUGCAGACGAGGGCCCUGUGGAGCCAGAGGAGCCUGCAGACUGGCAGACCUACAGGGAGGACGAGAACUUCAUUCGCAUCCGUUUUGAGGCACUCGAGGAGGCCCGCCGGGCAGUCACCUGCUUCCAGGAGAUGUUCACCAACAUGGGCAUUGGGGUAGAGAUCAGCCUCGGGGAGCCCGGGCCCCGGGGGGUGGAGAUGCGCAUUGGCAAGGUGGCCUCUGUCCCAACCCCUGCGGUGACAAUGGAGCCUGCAUCCAGCCUGCUGACUGCUGAUGCUGCCCCAGUGUUCCUGACGGAGCUGCAGAACCAGGAGGUGCAGGAUGGCUACCCUGUGAGCUUCGACUGCGUGGUGACAGGGCAGCCUGUGCCCAACGUGCGCUGGUUCAAGGACGGAAAGUUACUGGAGGAGGACGAUCACUACAUGAUCAAUGAGGACCAGCAGGGUGGCCACCAGCUCAUCAUCACAGCCGUGGUGCCGGCGGACAUGGGAGUCUACCGCUGCCUGGCCGAGAACAGCGUCGGCGUUUCCUCCACCAAGGCUGAGCUCCGCGUGGAGUUGACAAGCACGGACUAUGACACUGCAGCAGACGCCACUGAAACCUCAUCAUACUUCAGUGCCCAGGGAUACCUGUCCAGCCGGGAGCAAGAAGGAACGGAGUCAGAUGAGGGGCAGCUGCCCCAGGCGGUGGAGGGGCUGAAAGACCUCCAGGUGGCCCCUGGCACACGGCUGGCCAAAUUCCAGCUCAAAGUAAAAGGCUACCCAGCCCCCAGACUAUACUGGUUCAAAGACGGCAAGCCCCUGACCACAUCCGACCACAUCCGUAUGACCGACAAGAAGACCCUGCACACCCUGGAGAUCAUUUCUGUCACCCGGGAGGACAGCGGCCAGUAUGCAGCUUACAUCAGCAACGCAGUGGGUGCUGCCUACUCAUCUGCUCGGCUCCUGGUCCGAGGUCCCAACGAACCAGAAGAGAAGCCAGCAUCAGAUGUGCACGAGCAGCUGGUGCCACCCCGGAUCCUGGAGCGGUUUACCUCCAAGAAAGUGAAAAAGGGAUCCAGCGUCACAUUUUCAGUAAAAGUCGAAGGAUACCCAGCCCCUACUGUGCACUGGCUCAAGGAGGAGCCAGAGAAGGGCGUGCUGUGGAUCGGCCCCAAUACACCAGGCUACACCAUGGCCAGCUCUGCCCAGCAGCACAGCCUGGUCCUGCUUGAUGUAGGCCGGCAGCACCGAGGCACCUACACGUGUAUCGCCACCAAUUCGGCCGGCCAGGCCCUUUGCUCUGGCAGCCUGCAUAUCUCAGGCUUGCCGAAGGAGGAGGAGCAGGAGAGAGUGAAGGAGGUCCUCAUUUCCACCUUCCUGCAGGGGACAACCCAAGGUGUCUCAGCCCAGGUGUCAGAAUCUGCGAGUUUUGUUGACCUUGCCGGACAGAGGAAAGGGGAGUCCAUGGUGGCCGAGGAGGCCCGCAGCCACCUGUCCCUCUCUGAGGUGGGCACAGAAGAAUUCCUGGAGAAGCUCACCUCCCAGAUCACUGAGAUGGUGUCAGCCAAGAUCACACAGACCAAGCUCCAGGUGCCUGGAGGUGACAGUGAUGAAGAGACCAAGACACCAUCUGCUUCUCCACGCCAUGGCCGGUCACGCCCUUCUUCCAGUGUCCAAGAGUCCUCAUCAGAGUCUGAGGAUGGAGACUCUCGCGGUGAGAUCUUUGACAUCUACGUGGUCACAGCUGACUACCUGCCCCUGGGGGCCGAGCCAGAGGCCAUCACGCUGCGAGAAGGCCAGUAUGUGGAGGUCCUGGACUCAGCCCACCCCCUUCGCUGGCUUGUGCGCACCAAGCCCACCAAAUCCAGCCCCUCCAGGCAGGGCUGGGUGUCACCUGCCUACCUGGAUAAGAGGCUGAAGCUGUCACCUGAGUGGGGGCCCACUGAGGCCUCAGAGUUUCCCGGGGAGACCAUGUCUGAGGAUGAGUACAGGAUGAAGCUAAGCUCCGUCAUCCAGGAGCUGCUGAGCUCGGAGCAGGCCUUCGUGGGUGAGCUGCAGUUCCUGGAGAGACACCACAUGCAGCACCUGGAGCGCUGCCCCCGUGUGCCCCCGGCUGUGGCCAGCCAGAAGACGGCCAUCUUCCGUAACGUGCAGGACAUCAGCCACUUCCACAGCAGCUUCUUGAAGGAAUUGCAGUCCUGUGACACGGAUGACGAUGUGGCCAUGUGCUUCAUCAAGAACCAGGAAGCCUUUGAGAAAUACCUCGAGUUCCUCGUGGGCCGUGUGCAAGCAGAGUCGGUGGUUGUCAGCACCCCCGUCCAGGAGUUCUACAAGAAAUACACAGAAGAGACACUGUCAGCCAGGGACCCCUCGCGGCCACCCCCACCACCCCUUCAGCACUACCUGGAGCAGCCAGUGGAGCGGAUCCAGAAGUACCAGACCCUGCUGAAGGAGCUGAUCCGUAACAAGGCCCGAAAUGGACAGAACUGCACGCUGCUAGAACAGGCCUAUGCAGUGGUGUCUGCCUUGCCCCAGCGCGCCGAAAACAAGCUGCACGUGUCCCUCAUGGAGAACUAUCCAGGCACCUUGGAGGCCCUGGGAGAGCCCAUCCGCCAGGGCCACUUCAUCGUGUGGGAGGGGGCACCAGGGGCCCGAAUGCCCUGGAAAGGCCACAACCGCCACGUCUUCCUCUUCCGCAACCACCUAGUGAUCUGUAAGCCUCGGCGAGACUCUCGCACCGAUGCCUUCAGCUAUGUGUUCCGGAACAUGAUGAAGCUGAGCAGCAUCGACCUGAAUGACCAGGUCGAGGGGGACGACCGUGCCUUCGAGGUGUGGCAUGAGCGGGAGGACUCGGUGCGGAAGUAUCUGCUGCAGGCUCGAACCGUCAUCAUCAAAAACUCGUGGGUGAAGGAGAUCUGCAGCAUUCAGCAGCGCCUGGCCCUGCCUGUGUGGCAUGCCCCGGAUUUUGAAGAGGAACUGGCUGAUUGCACAGCUGAGCUAGGAGAAACAGUCAAGCUGGCAUGCCGUGUGACUGGCACACCUAAGCCCGUUGUCAGCUGGUACAAAGAUGGGAAGCCAGUGGAGGUAGACCCUCACCACAUCCUCAUUGAAGACCCCGAUGGCUCGUGCGCCCUCAUCUUGGACAACCUGACUGGCGUGGACUCUGGCCAGUAUAUGUGCUUCGCAGCCAGCGCUGCCGGCAAUGCCAGCACCCUGGGGAAGAUUCUGGUGCAAGUGCCCCCACGGUUUGUGAACAAGGUCCGGGCCACACCCUUCGUGGAGGGAGAAGACGCACAGAUCACCUGCACCGUGGAAGGAGCCCCAUAUCCCCAGAUCAGGUGGUACAAGGAUGGCACCCCACUGACCCCUGGCAGCAAGUACGGCAUGCUGAGUGAGGCCCGCAGUGGUAUGCUGGUGCUGGUGGUCCGGGCAGCCAGCAAGGAGGACCUAGGGUACUAUGAGUGUGAGUUGGUGAACCGCCUGGGCUCAGCGCGAGGUGGGGGAGAGCUGUACAUGCAGAGCCCUGCGCUGCGCCCCCGGGACCAGCCCCGCAGGGAGCAGCUUAUGGCUGCGGUGGAAGAGGCCCCAUCCAUGCAGGUUACCAUUGAGGAUGUACAAGUUCAAGUAGGCAACACAGCACGGUUUGAGGCUGUCAUCGAGGGUAACCCACAGCCCACAGUGACGUGGUACAAGGACAACGACCAGCUGAAGGACAGCGCCCGACUGAGCCAGCAGCAGGACGGUACCACAUACUCCCUGGUGCUGAGGGACGUGGCUCAGCACGAUGCUGGUGUCUACACCUGUCUUGCCCGCAAUGUGGGUGGACAGGUGCUCUGCAAGGCAGAGCUGCUGGUCCAUGGGGGUGACAAGCAAGACUCAGAAAAGCAAGCAUACCGGAGGAAGCUGCAUUCCUUCUAUGAGGUCCAAGAAGAGAUUGGGAGGGGCGUGUUUGGCUUUGUGAAGAGGGUUCAGCACAAAGGAAACAAGAUGUCCUAUGCUGCCAAGUUCAUCCCCCUGCGGAGCAAAACUCGGGCCCAGGCAUACCAGGAACGAGACAUUCUGGCUACACUCAGCCACCCGCUGAUCACUGGGCUCCUGGACCAGUUUGAGACCCGGAAGACUCUCAUCCUCAUCUUGGAACUUUGUUCAUCUGAAGAGCUGCUGGAUCGCCUCUUCAAGAAGGGCGUGGUGACUGAGGCUGAGGUCAAGGUCUACGUCCAGCAGCUGGUGGAAGGCCUGCACUAUUUGCACAGCCGUGGUGUUCUCCACCUGGACAUAAAGCCUCCCAACAUCCUGAUGGUGCACCCUGCUCGGGAAGACAUUAAGAUCUGUGACUUUGGCUUUGCCCAAAAAAUCACCCCUUUGGAGCCACAGUACAGCAAGUAUGGCUCACCUGAGUUUGUGUCCCCAGAGAUCAUUGAGCAGCGUCCCGUGAGCGAGGGAUCCGAUAUCUGGGCCGUGGGUGUCAUUGCCUACCUCAGCCUGACCUGCUCAUCCCCGUUUGCGGGAGAGAGUGACCGUGCCACUCUGCUGAAUGUUCUGGAGGGGCGAGUGUCCUGGGGUAGCCCUGUGGCCACCCACCUGAGUGAGGACGCCAAGGACUUCAUCAAGGCCACACUGCAGAAGGCCCCUGAGGUCAGGCCCAGGACCUCCCAAUGCCUUGCCCACCCCUGGUUCCUGAAGUCCAUGCCAGCUGAGGAAGCCCAUUUUAUUAACACCAAGCAGCUCAAGUUCCUUCUGGCUCGAAGUCGCUGGCAGCGCUCCCUGAUGAGCUACAAAUCCAUCCUGGUGAUGCGUUCCAUCCCUGAGCUGUUCCAGGGCCCGCCAGACAGCCCAUCCCUCGGAGUGGCCCGGCACCUGCGAGGGGACGCCAGCCGCUCCUCCAGCUCCGAGUCUUCCUCAGACAACGAACUCACCCCAUUUGCCCGAGCAAAGUCCCUGCCACCCUCUCCAGUGACCCACUCCCCACUGCUGCACCCCCGGGGCUUCCUGCGACCCUCGGCCAGCCUUCCGGAGGAGACAGAGGCCUGCACGCCCACCACAGAUGCAGCCCCGCCAGAGCCCGCACAGGCCGCUGGACCUCCAGCAUCCCCUGGCAGCGUGCCCAGGCAUAGUGUCAUCAGCAGCCUGUUCUAUCAGCAGGCAGGAGAGGGCUCAGAGCGUGGUGGCAAAGGCAGGCGGCACCCAGCCCGGCGCCGGCACCUGCUAAAGGGUGGGUACAUCGCGAGGGCUCUUCCGGGCCUGCGCGAACCACUGAUGGAGCACCAAGUGUUGGAGGAGGAGGAGGCCGAUAAGGAGGAGCAGGCCUUGCUCAUGAGCAAGACACCCUCGUUUGAGACUGCCCUGAGGCUGCCCAGCUCCAGUGCCCGAAAAGACCUUGACACCUCAGGCCGCAGCCGCUCCCUGGAGCACGACCCUCCAAGCACCACCAGCCCCUCCCAGGAGGUCUGCCAGGGACAGUGCCCACUGCCAGGCCCCUCAGGGGUGGUUCUUGAAUCCUCUCCCAGGACCCUGGAGCACCCAGAAGGGUCCUUGCAAGGGGCCAUGCUAUUUUCAUCUACUAGUGGUGUCUUGGGACCUGCUCAGCAAGACAGGUCACCUCAGCCCAGAUGUCCCGGGAAGCCAGCCCUUCCCUGUCAUCCUGGGCUAGGUUCUGCUCCCCAAGAAGGCUGUGGUCCCCUGUCACCAAAACCGUCUGGCUCUUUGCCUCCAGGGUCAUUCAAGGAAACCCUUUUGGCGCCCCAAAGUUCCUGUCUCUCAGGAGUGCCCCAGGCAGCCCCAGCAGCUCCCCUGCCAGGCUCUAAGAAGAGCCCUGAGGGCAUCUUUCCACCUGGGAGGACCCAGCCUGGACCCUCCAGUUCCCCAAGGCCAGACUCCAAGAUGGGCCCCUCUCUGGAUGCCGAGGACUUGUCUCAGGAAGCAAAGGAUGCAGCUGACUUCACACCCCCCCUGCCACGGCCUCAGGAGCAGGCGACCACCCGGAAGUUCUCCCUGGAAUCCCGUGGGGGCUACGCAGGGGUAGCGGGCUAUGGGACCUUUGCCUUUGGUGGGGACGCAGGGGGCAUGCUUGGGCAAGGUCCCCUUUGGGCCAGGAUGGCCUGGGCAGUGUCUCAAUCCUCAGAAGAGCAGGAUGAGGCUGAGACUCAGAGUCCUCAGCCCUCGGCCAGCUCCGAGCCAGUACCUGAGGCCAGUAGGACACCCCUGAGGGCCUCCCCAAAUCUGACCUCAUGGCAGGAAGUUGAACAGGUGUCCCUGGUGCAGAUCCGGGACCUGUCCGGUGACUCAGAAGCGGCCGACACCAUCUCCUUGGAUAUUUCAGAGGUGGAUCCCGCCUACCUCAAUCUCUCUGAUCUGUAUGACAUCAAAUACCUCCCCUUUGAGUUCAUGAUUUUCAGGAGGGUGCCUAAACCCAUGGAGCAGCCAGAGUCACCUGGCUCCGAGGCCGAGGCUGGAGAGGGGCUGGCAGAGUUCCUGGAGGAGGCUGCAUGGCCCUGGCCUGGCGAGCUGGGCCUGCGUGCUGGCCUUGAGAUCACAGAGGAGCCGGAGGACCUGGAGGCACUGCUGGGGGAGGCCGCUGUGGGCAGGAAGCGCAAGUGGUCCCCCUCCCGUGGCCUCUUCCAAUUUCCUGGGAGGUGUCUGGCAGGGGAGGAGUCCGUGGAGCUCGGGCUACGCCACAGGGUGAAGGCUUCCAUGGCUCACAUCUCCAGGAUCCUGAAAGGCAGGCCGGAAGGGCCUGAGAAAGAGGAGCCUCCCAGGAAGAAGGCAGGCCUAACCUCCUUCCGGCUGUCAGGCCUGAAGGGCAGAGACCAAGGUGAGCAGGAGCUCUCAGAUGAGUCCGUGGUCCUGGGCCAGUCAGUGACACUGGCCUGUCAGGUGGUGGCCCAGCCAGCUGCCCAGGCCACCUGGAGCAAAGAUGGGACCCUCUUGGAGAGUAGUGGCCACCUCCUCAUCUCCUCCACCCUGAAGAACUUCCAGCUGCUGACCAUCCUGGUGGUGACCGAGGAGGACCUGGGCAUGUACACCUGCAGCGUGAGCAAUCUGCUGGGGACGGCAGUGACUACAGGAGUCCUGCGGAAGGCAGAGCGUCCCUCGUCCUCCCCAUGCCCGAUGGUGGGGGAAAUAUAUGCAGAUGGGGUGCUGCUGGUCUGGAAGCCUGUGGAGUCCUACGGCCCCGUAACCUACAUCGUACAGUGCUGCCUAGAAGGAGGCAGCUGGACCACUCUAGCCUCUGACAUUUCUGACUGCUGCUACCUCGCUAGCAAGCUGUCCCGGGGUGGCGUGUACACCUUCCGAACGGCGUGCGUCAGCAAGGCAGGAAUGGGGCCCUACAGCAGCCCUUCAGAGCAGGUCCUCCUGGGCGGGCCCAGCCACCUCGCCUCUGAGGAGGAGAGUGGACAGGGACGGCCAGCCCAGCCCCUCCCCAGCACAAAAACCUUUGCCUUCCAGAUGCAGAUCCGGAGGGGCCGCUUCAGUGUGGUGCGGCAGUGCAGGGAGAAGGCGACUGGGAGGGCCUUGGCCGCGAAGAUCGUCCCCUACCAGCCUGAGAACAAGACAGCCGUGCUGCGAGAGUAUGAAGCACUUAAGAGACUGCACCACCCGCACCUGGCCCAGCUCCACGCAGCCUACCUCAGCCCCCGGCACCUCGUGCUCAUCCUGGAGCUGUGCUCUGGGCCAGAGCUGCUCCCCUGCCUGGCAGAGAGGGCCUCCUACUCAGAGUCUGAGGUGAAGGACUACCUGUGGCAGAUGCUGAGCGCCACCCAGUAUCUGCAUGCACAACACAUCCUGCACCUCGACCUGAGGUCGGAAAACAUGAUGGUCACCGAGUACAACCUGCUGAAAGUCGUGGACCUGGGCAGCGCUCAGAGCCUCAGCCAGGAGAAGGUUCCACCCCCGGAGCACUUCAAGGACUACCUGGAGACCAUGGCUCCAGAACUCCUGGAAGGCCAAGGGGCCGUCCCCCAGACAGACAUCUGGGGCAUCGGUGUGACCGCCUUCAUCAUGCUCAGUGGCGAGUACCCGGUGAGCAGCGAGGGGACUCGCGACCUGCAGAAAGGCUUGCGCAAAGGCCUCAUCCAGCUGAGCCGUUGCUACGCAGGGCUGUCCGGGGGGGCUGUGGCCUUCCUACAGAGCGCACUGUGCGCCAGACCCUGGGGCCGGCCCUGCGCCUCCAGCUGUCUGCAGUGCCCGUGGCUGACGGAGGAGGGUCCUGCCGGCUCCCGCCUGGCACCCGUGACCUUCCCCACCGCGCGGCUGCGCUCCUUCGUGCGGGAGCGCGAGAAGCGGCGGGCGCUGCUGUACAAGAAGCACAACCUGGCUCAAGUGCGCUGAGC
Molecule: messenger RNA, 24452 nt
Organism: Jaculus jaculus (lesser Egyptian jerboa)
Lineage: Eukaryota; Metazoa; Chordata; Mammalia; Rodentia; Dipodidae
Gene: Obscn
Product: obscurin, cytoskeletal calmodulin and titin-interacting RhoGEF
Biological process (GO): protein phosphorylation
Molecular function (GO): guanyl-nucleotide exchange factor activity; ATP binding; protein kinase activity
Source: RefSeq, a predicted model, not a curated record